AUGUGGCCCCGUGCUCCGUCUAAACCAAGGAGAUCAUCCAACGCGCUACGUUCGGAUGGGUCGACUCGUCAUAGUAGUAGUAGUAGUAGUAGUAGUAGUAGUAGUAGUAGUAGUAGUAGUAGUAGUAGUAGUAGUAGUAGUAGUAGUAGUAGUAGUAGUAGUAGUAGUAGUAGUAGUAGUAGUAGUAGUAGUAGUAGUAGUAGUAGUAGUAGUAGUAGUAGUAGUAGUAGUAGUAGUAGUAGUAGUAGUAGUAGUAGUAGUAGUAGUAGUAGUAGUAGUAGUAGUAGUAGUAGUAGUAGUAGUAGUAGUAGUAGUAGUAGUAGUAGUAGUAGUAGUAGUAGUAGUAGUAGUAGUAGUAGUAGUAGUAGUAGUAGUAGUAGUAGUAGUAGUAGUAGUAGUAGUAGUAGUAGUAGUAGUAGUAGUAGUAGUAGUAGUAGUAGUAGUAGUAGUAGUAGUAGUAGUAGUAGUAGUAGUAGUAGUAGUAGUAGUAGUAGUAGUAGUAGUAGUAGUAGUAGUAGUAGUAGUAGUAGUAGUAGUAGUAGUAGUAGUAGUAGUAGUAGUAGUAGUAGUAGUAGUAGUAGUAGUAGUAGUAGUAGUAGUAGUAGUAGUAGUAGUAGUAGUAGUAGUAGUAGUAGUAGUAGUAGUAGUAGUAGUAGUAGUAGUAGUAGUAGUAGUAGUAGUAGUAGUAGUAGUAGUAGUAGUAGUAGUAGUAGUAGUAGUAGUAGUAGUAGUAGUAGUAGUAGUAGUAGUAGUAGUAGUAGUAGUAGUAGUAGUAGUAGUAGUAGUAGUAGUAGUAGUAGUAGUAGUAGUAGUAGUAGUAGUAGUAGUAGUAGUAGUAGUAGUAGUAGUAGUAGUAGUAGUAGUAGUAGUAGUAGUAGUAGUAGUAGUAGUAGUAGUAGUAGUAGUAGUAGUAGUAGUAGUAGUAGUAGUAGUAGUAGUAGUAGUAGUAGUAGUAGUAGUAGUAGUAGUAGUAGUAGUAGUAGUAGUAGUAGUAGUAGUAGUAGUAGUAGUAGUAGUAGUAGUAGUAGUAGUAGUAGUAGUAGUAGUAGUAGUAGUAGUAGUAGUAGUAGUAGUAGUAGUAGUAGUAGUAGUAGUAGUAGUAGUAGUUUUUUUGCCAUGACCGCAACAACUUCUGUCUUGCUGCUGCCGGGAAUGGCAAAGACGGACAUGGCAUGGCCUCAUCAAUCUCCUCGUCCUAGUCCAUCGGAGAGGGAAUGUGAAGAGCGACGGAGCCGGGAUGGAACUUUCCUUCUAGCAGCUGCUUGUUAA
Messenger RNA from Sycon ciliatum, 1269 nucleotides. RefSeq lists its product as uncharacterized. The transcript has 3 exons. The record is from RefSeq and is a predicted model, not a curated record. The coding region runs from base 1 to 1269 and encodes 422 amino acids. NCBI's taxonomy places the organism in Eukaryota, Metazoa, Porifera, Calcarea, Leucosolenida, Sycettidae.